Molecule: messenger RNA, 567 nt
Organism: Phalaenopsis equestris
Lineage: Eukaryota; Viridiplantae; Streptophyta; Magnoliopsida; Asparagales; Orchidaceae
Product: cell wall / vacuolar inhibitor of fructosidase 2
Biological process (GO): negative regulation of catalytic activity
Molecular function (GO): enzyme inhibitor activity
Source: RefSeq, a predicted model, not a curated record
CGCCGCUACCGCCGCCUCCACCCAACCCAUCCCCGCCCUCAUCCUCAAAGCCUGCAACCACACCGGCUCCAAUCUACAUAACCUCUGCAUCUCCUCCCUCUCAGCCGAAUCCCCUCCCCACAACGCCGAUCUCCGCCAGCUCUCCAUCAUAGCCGUCCGCAUCGCCGCCGAAAACGCCUCCCAAACCGCCGCCUAUCUCUCCGCCCGACAGACAGACGCCGCCGACGACCCAAUCGUCUAUCAAUGCGUCUCCGACUGCACGGAUCUGUACAUUGACGUUGUCGAUCAGCUCGACACGACGACGGCCGCCAUUGAUGAUGAGGCCGAUAAGGAUGCGGUGAAAUGGCUGGAGGCCGCGGUAGCGGACGUGAUUUCGUGCGAGAAUGAGUGCGGCGAGGUGGCGACGGCUGAGAUUCGGAGGAGGAAUGAUGGGGCGAAGAAGUUGCUGAACAUUUCGCUGUCUUUUGCCAAGCUUCUUAUGACGCAGAAGAAACUGUGAGAAUUUAUCUAUUUAUUUUUCGAUAUUUUGUUUCUGGAGCUCUCGAGUAGAUUGUUUUUUGCAUCAUG